AUGCCCUUUGGGUUAACUAAUGCCCUUGCAGCCUUCAUGGACUUGAUGAAUCGGGUGUUUCAUUCAUACCUGGAUCAGUUUGUUAUUGUGUUCAUAGACGAUAUAUUGGUUUAUUUAGGGAGUAAAGAAAAGCACGCUGAACACCUCAAAAUAGUGUUACAGACAUUGCGGGACCGAGAGUUGUAUGCUAAAUUCAGUAAGUGCGAUUUCUGGCUGGAUCGGGUAGUAUUCUUGGGUCAUGUGGUUUCGGUGGAAGGCAUUUGUGUUGAUCCUCAGAAAACUGAAGCAGUAGAUAAGUGGGAAAGACCCACCUCCGUCACUGAGAUCCGAAGUUUUCUUUGUUUAGCGGGGUAUUAUCGCCGAUUUGUGGAAGGUUUUUCUAAAUUGGCACUUCCAUUAACCAACCUAACCAGAAAAAAUGUAAAGUUUGAUUGGGCAGAUGCUUGUGAAUGGAGUUUCCAAGAGUUGAAGAAAAGACUUGUAACAGUUCCAGUUUUAACACUUCCAAGUCCUGGUGUGGAAUUUGAAAUUUAUUGUGAUGCUUCUCAUCAAGUUCUAGGUUGUGUCUUGAUGCAAAAAGGAAAAGUAGUGGCAUUUGCUUCUAGACAAUUAAAGAAGCAUGAAUACCGUAUUAUUAAAGCCCAGCUAGAUGAUGCAAGGCUGAGGAAGUUAGCAGAAGAAGUAAGACAAAACCAGAGAUUGAAUUAUAGCUUGAGGGGUGAUGAUGCUUUGAUGAAAUAUAAUAGGUUGUGUGUACCCAGUGACCAAGCUAUAAAAGAUCAAAUUUUAGAGGAAGCACAUAGUUCUGCAUAUGCAAUGCAUCCUGGUAAUACGAAAAUGUAUAUAACUUUGAAGAAACACUAUUGGUGGCCAGGUAUGAAGCGUGAGAUUGCAGAUUAUGUGGCUAAGUGUUUGAUAUGCCAGCAAGUUAAACCUGAACAUCAGAGACCAACGGGACUCCUAAAUCCUCUUCCAGUGCCAGAAUGGAAAUGGGAGCAUGUUAUCAUGGACUUUCUUUUUGGACUACCUCGCACAACGAAUGGACAUAAUGGCAUUUGGGUGAUAGUUGACAGACUUACGAAGACAGCAAGAUUUCUACCAGUCAAGGUCACUUUCACUUUAGAUAAGUUGGCCAAGUUGUAUGUUGAUAAAACUGUGAGUGCGUAUGGAGCCCCAGUAUCUAGUGUGUCUGAUCAAGACUCCAGGUUUACCUCAAAGUUUUGGCCAAGUUUACAACAAGCCUUAGGUACCAAGUUACAUUUUAGUACCGCAUUUCAUCCUCAGACAGAUGGCCAGUCAGAACGAACCAUUCAAACUUUGGAAGAUAUGCUCAGAGCUUGUGCUUUGCAGUUUAAGGGUGUGCUUCGAUUUAGCAGAAAAGGAAAGCUGAGUCCAAGAUUCAUUGGGCCUUAUGAGAUACUGGAACGUAUUAGGCCUGUAGCAUAUCGUUUGGUGUUACCUAUGAAACUUUCCAGGAUUCAUGAUGUAUUUCAUGUGUCAAUGCUGCGUAAGUACGUCCCAGAUCCAUCUUAUAUUCUUGAAGCACAACCAGUUCAUUUGAAAGAAAACUUGUCCUACGAAGAGGAGCCAAUACAAAUCCUUGACAAGAAAGAACAAGUGCUAAGGAACAAAGUGAUCCCAUUAGUUAAGGUUCUUUGGAGGCAUAAUACUGAAGAAGCAACAUGGGAAACGGAGCAAGCAAUGAAGGUGCAAUACCCACAUCUUUUCACAUCAUCACCUUGA
Molecule: messenger RNA, 1743 nt
Organism: Cucumis melo (muskmelon)
Lineage: Eukaryota; Viridiplantae; Streptophyta; Magnoliopsida; Cucurbitales; Cucurbitaceae
Exons: 3
Coding region: 1-1743 (580 amino acids)
Biological process (GO): DNA integration
Molecular function (GO): nucleic acid binding
Source: RefSeq, a predicted model, not a curated record